AUGAGUGCAAAUGGAGUGCUCCGUAAAGAUCAACUCGAACGCAGUCUCCAUGACGAGAAGAGGCUGAUCGAGGAGGGAGUGCUCAAGGAAGACAAUCCUCUAGACUUCAGCGAGAAUUUCCAGAAACUAUGCGCCGCCUGCAGACGUGGAGACCUGAAAGUCUGCCAGGAAAUGAUACAGGAAGGGACGAACAUUAAUGCCAAAGAUCAAUAUGACUAUACCCCUCUCAUUCUAGCUAGCCUAUGUGGACAUUAUGAAGUCGUCCAACUGCUCUUAGAGUCCGGAGCGUUGUGUGAAAGAGACACGUUCCAAGGCGAGAGAUGUCUUUAUAAUGCCUUGAACGACCGGAUACGUAACUUGUUAUUAUCUUACGACUACUCAAAAUCUACAGACCCCCUGCAGCCUUUGGCGUCUCACUUGGUGUCGUUGCUGACUAGAGAGCAUCCUAAGACUUCAGACAUCACGGUUCUCACCGCCACUGAAUCGUUCCACCUACAUAAAUUCAUCCUUUCUGCGCGCUCGCCCUAUUUUGCGAGAAAACUCGCUGCUGCUCCAGAGACGACUUCCUGGAAACUGCCGCCUACCAUCCCUCCGCAGUCUUUUGCAAUCGCACUCAAACAUCUAUAUCUUGGGGAACUACCAAGAGAACCUGGAGGUGGACCAGGCACCGGCUUCACAGACUCCGACAUCCUUGCCGGUGUUGAUCGGAUAAGCAAGCACCUUGAGAUUCAGAGUCUGUCUCACCUGAUUUUCGAAAGUGACGACCGCCGUCUAGCAAGGCAGCGGCGACAGGACGAAGUUGAGAAGGGUCGCAAUCAAUUGGAGCUCUGGUUCCGGGAGAAUGUCGUCAAAUACGCCGUGGAGACGGAUUCUUCUAGGGCAGACGACAUCAAAUGGGAUCGAGACAAUGGCAUUUUUGCGGAUGUUCUUCUCCGCGCCGACGCCGACGAAGAUGACCGCAUAGACGAGGGUGGAGAUGCCACUGGAAGUGUGCAACGCCAACGAGACUCCUCGCAGGAGACCAUGUUGCGGUCUCGUACUAAUGCCCUCGGAAUCCCACUGGAACGGCCUUCACCUUCACCCUCGCCGUCUCACACGUCCCGGUCGCGUUCGCCAUCUCGGUCGCGGAAACCGCGCAGGACCAAGAUCUACCCGUGCCACAAAGCCAUGCUCAUCCGCUCCGAGUUCUUUAUGACUAUGUUUGAAUCCUCCUUCCGCGAAGCCCAGGAGACGCCUCACCUCCAAAUCGUACCGAUCGACUGCUCGCCCGAGGUUCUCGAAAUCAUCCUGACGUUCCUGUACACGGAGAAGACAGACUUCGGGCUCGACAUCGCGGUCGACGUCCUCUUUGCCGCGGAUAUGUUGUUCCUGGAAAAGCUCAAGGCCAAGGCAGGCGUGGUUAUCUCUACGCUCGGUAAUGGCACGGCGACCGCCAUGCCGUCGGAAGCCGAGCCUGCCCGCGAGGAUGUUGACAUGGACGUCUACGAGAUUCUUCGCGCCGCGUGGCUGACCAGGGUGCAACGCCUCGAAGAGUUCGCGGCCCGCUACAUGGCCUACCGCCUCGAAUCAUACAUUGACGACCCGGAAUUCGCCGAACUGGUCAACGAGUCGGCUAACCGUAUCAACGCGCGCCAGGAGACCGACACGAUCGAGCUACUCGAUGACAUCCGCUAUUACCUGUCCGAACGCUUCAGGCUGCGCUUCGAGGACUCUGGUCUUGAGGAUGUUAUGGACGAGGAGCUAGCUGUCGCACAGGAACAGGAACAGGAACAGGCACCCACCCUCUCUGCCGAACAUGCACGAGGGGAAGGAAUGGUGAGCGUUGCGGAACCUGACAUCGCCAGCACUUGGAAGUCCAGCGACCAUCGCGACGGCGAGCAGGAGCUCCAGGCCCAGGUGGUGGAGGACGAGGGUGUUGACUUGACGAUGCCCGAACCCGCCGCCAUUCCAACCGACGCGCUUCUGCAAUCCGGUGCCGUGCGGACGUUGGAUGGAGAACUCGCAGGCGAUGAGUUUGCUGCAGAUGCCGUGAAUUACCAGAUUCUACUCGGCAAGAUCGACGCUCUCCUCGAAAGGCUGAAGCUCGACGCCUAA
Molecule: messenger RNA, 2094 nt
Organism: Capronia epimyces CBS 606.96
Lineage: Eukaryota; Fungi; Ascomycota; Eurotiomycetes; Chaetothyriales; Herpotrichiellaceae
Exons: 3
Coding region: 1-2094 (697 amino acids)
Cellular component (GO): ubiquitin ligase complex; cytoplasm
Molecular function (GO): protein binding
Source: RefSeq, a predicted model, not a curated record